AUGGUGACACAAGAAUCCAUGCUGAAGGCUGCCUUGCCUCUCUUUGCUAGAUUUAUCAUCAGCAAUGGACUGCAGACCAAGCACGGGGUGUUUGAGAUCACACUGGAGAGUGUGGACAGAGCCUUGCCUGUGGUGACCAGGAACAAGGGGUUGAGACUGGCCAAAGGGGCCAUAGGGCUGCUCUCCCCUGACCUCCUGCAGUUGACCGACCCUGACACACCUGUGGGGAACCUCACCUUCCUCUUGGCCCAGCUCCCACAGCAUGGCCAGCUCCACCUGCGGGGGACAGUGCUGCUUCAACCCAACUUCACUCAGCACGAUGUGGACGGCGGGAAUGUGGCCUAUCAGCACUCAGGAGGGGACUCUCAGACAGACCACUUCACUUUCGUGGCCACAGACAAGACAAACCAAGGCUUUGUUGUGGAUGGGAGAGUGUGGGAAGAACCAGUUUCAUUCCCCAUUCAGGUGGACCCGUUGGACAGGACAGCCCCCCAGAUCGCACGUUUGCAUUCUCCUUCUCAAGUGGGGCUCCUGAAAAAUGGCUGUUACGGGAUUUACAUCACUUCCCGUGUGCUGAAGGCAUCGGACCCUGACACUGAGGAUGAUCAGAUCAUCUUUAAGAUUUUACAAGGCCCACAACACGGACAUCUGGAGAACACAACAACAGGUGAAUUUAUCUAUGAGAAAUUUACCCAAAAGGACUUAAACAGUAAGACUAUUCUUUACAUCAUAAACCCAUCUUUGGAAGUAAAUUCAGAUACUGUGGAAUUUCAAAUCAUGGACCCCACAGGGAACUCUGCCACUCCUCAAAUUUUGGAAUUGAAGUGGUCUCAUAUAGAAUGGUCACAGGCUGAAUAUGAGGUCUGUGAGAAUGUUGGCAUGUUGCCCUUGAAAAUUAUCAGGAGGGGACAUUCCAUGGACUCGGCCUUUGUGGGUAUAAAGGUCAACCAAGUGUCAGCUACAAUUGGAAAAGAUUUCACCAUGACUCCAUCUAAACUGAUUCAGUUUGACCCAGGAAUGUCAACUAAGAUGUGGAAUAUAGCAAUUACCUAUGACGGAUUAGAGGAGGGUGAUGAGGUCUUUGAAGUAAUUCUGAACACCCCUGUGAAUGCAGUUCUUGGCACAAAGACAAAAGCUGCAGUGAAAAUUUUGGACUCAAAAGGAGGACAGUGCCAUCCUUCAUAUCCUUUCAACCAGAGCAAGCACAACUCACGGGAGAAGGGCGUUUGGCACCCACUGCCUCCAGGGUCUUCUUCAUCCACCAUUUCUGGUUCCCUUCAUCUGGAAGGAAGACCCUUUCCAUCUCCCAAGGAGCUUGCGAUCACCAGGGGAGACACCCUGCGGGGCUUUGAUUCUACAGAUCUUUCUCAAAGGAAGCUUAGGACCCGUGGGAAUGGCAAAGCAGUUCAUCCAUCUUCUGUCCAUAGAAAUGGAACAGACAUCAUCUAUAAUUAUCAUGGGAUGGUUUCCUUGAAACUAGAGGAAGACAGUUCCCCAACUCACAAAAGGAGGGCCAAAGUACCCAACAUCACUCAGCCACAAAAGAUAAUCAAAGUGGCAGAAUUGCCUCGAGCAGAUAAGGUGGAAUCCACAACUGACUCACACUUCCCCAGACAGGACCAGUUGCCCUCCUUUCCAAAGAAUUGCACUCUGGAAUUAAAGGGACUCUUCCACUUUGAAGAAAACAAACAAAAACUCUAUCAAUGCAAUGGGAUUGCCUGGAAAGCCUGGAGCCCCCAAAUCAAGGAGCUAGAAGACAAAUCCUGCCCAGCUGGGUGGCACCAUCACUCAGGCUACUGUCACAUCUUGAUCACAAAGGAGAAAGGCACCUGGAGUGCAGCUGCCCGAACUUGCAGGGAACAGCACCUGGGCAGUCUGGUGACUGUAUUCUCCAGGCAGCACAUGCAGUGGCUCUGGGAUCUCAGUGGAAGAAAGCCCUUUUGGAUAGGUUUGAAUGACCAAGUGCGAGCUGGCCACUGGGAGUGGAUCGGUGGUGAACCUGUCGCCUUCGCCAACGGGAGGAGAGGGCCCCCUCAACGCUCAAGGCCUGGAAGAAACUGUGUUUUAGUUCAAAGACGAGGGAAAUGGCAAACCAAGGACUGUAGGAAGGGCAGACCUCACAAUUAUGUGUGUUCCAGGAAGCUCUAAAUGUAACUCACCCUACAGGUGCCCAGCUGGCA
Messenger RNA from Cynocephalus volans (Philippine flying lemur), 2180 nucleotides. RefSeq names its product FRAS1-related extracellular matrix protein 1-like. Lineage: Eukaryota; Metazoa; Chordata; Mammalia; Dermoptera; Cynocephalidae. The transcript has 13 exons. Gene Ontology annotation, cellular component: membrane. The coding region runs from base 1 to 2148 and encodes 715 amino acids. The record is from RefSeq and is a predicted model, not a curated record. Gene Ontology annotation, biological process: anatomical structure morphogenesis; cell communication.